This is a messenger RNA of Taeniopygia guttata (zebra finch), 699 nucleotides long. NCBI's taxonomy places the organism in Eukaryota, Metazoa, Chordata, Aves, Passeriformes, Estrildidae. The record is from RefSeq and is a predicted model, not a curated record.
AUGCCGUCGCCGCCGCGGCCCCGCAGGGCCGAAGACCGAGCCCCCGAGCCCGAGCGGCCCCGCAGAGCUCCCGAGCGAACUCACAGCCCCCAACACGAAGCCCUCAAUCUCCCACGGCCGCACUCCGGCUGCCGCCACUACCGCUACCUCCGGCCGCGGCGGGGAACCGCCCCCCCGCGCCGCUCAUUGGCUACAAGCGGCGGCUGCGAGAAAGCCCCGCCCCCCGCGAGGCAAGCGGGCGCUGCCGCGCCGGCGGGAGGGGAAGAUCAUGGACGCCGCGGCGCUGCCGAGCUCCCGGCAUGCCCCGUGAGGCUACGGCCCGCAGGGCACGCCGGGAGAUGUAGUCCGCCCGCGGGGCGUCCCUGCGAGGCGGGCCGUGCGAACCGGCACCCCCGCGGCGCCGUUCCGCUCCCGCGCUCCGUCCCCGGCUCUGCGCUGCGCCGCCGGGCAGGGCAGCCCCGGGCAGCACCGCCGCCCAAGGGCGGCCCUUCCCCCGCGGCCACCCCGUGGCCUCGGGCAGCGCUGCCGGGAAGCCGAGCGUUCCACCGCCGGCGUGCGCCGGGCGAGGCGGCGGCGCCUCCGCGGGCAGCCCCGGCCUUGGCGGGCAGCCGGAACAGCGCUGAGGGGAAGCUGCGGGUCGCGGCGGGACGGCCGAGCUGCUCCCCGCAGCCACCUCGGGUGACACGGGAAAGCUCCUGA